AACCAACUCAGUCGAAUGGCGCGCAGCGAGAGGAUGUGCGGCCUAGCGCUUUGUCACUUUCAGUGUGGUGUUACUCGUGUUCCAUAAUAGUUCGUUGAAAGAUCGGUGCUUAAAGUGUUCCACAAAACCUACUAUUCAAUUUUUAUUUAUAAAAAUGUGCCAAUAGUAAACAACUUUGAGUGCGCUUGACCAAAAUGGGUUCUAAAAUCGAAUACGUGGACUCGUCACAUUUGUACGCUACGAACUACGUCCGUAAUUCGAAAGCGAUUGGUGUGCUUUGGGCCAUAUUCACGAUUUGCUACGCGAUUAUAAGCGUUGUGGCUUUCGUUACUCCGGAAUGGAUCGGGGAUCUGGAGACCGAGUAUCCCAGGAAGUUCGGCCUGUGGCAGGUUUGCCAGGCCGACGAUGCCUUGGAGGAGUGCAAGGGCAAACUGGACGAGUUUAUGUCGAUUAACGGAUUUGUGUUCAAAGUGGCGACGGUGCUAGUGGGUGCUGCCGUCGCGCUGGCCUUGUUUACCAUUUGUGCCAUGUUGUUGUUCUUCUUCUGUCAGUCGACGACAGUGUUCCACAUAUGCGGAUGGUUACAGCUUCUUUCUGCGGCGUGCCUGGUGGCAGGCUCGGCGGUGUACCCGGCCGGCUGGAGCGAGACCGCGGUCCAGGAGACCUGCGGGCCCACGGCCGACCAGUAUAACAUAGGCCGCUGCCACGUCCGCUGGGCAUACCUGCUGGCGGUGAUCGGCUGCCUCGACGGCAUCGUGCUGGCGGCGCUGGCCUUCAUCCUGGCCACCCGCCACGUGCGCCUGCAGCCGGACACCGCCUACCCCUCGCCUUCGCUCUACAAAGGUGAAGUGAACAAUGCCUACGUGACAGACGCGACCUCGGUCUCUGGAUCUCGCAAGUCUCUGGCUCUGCAGCCGGUGCUGCUGAUGCAUCCGCACGCGCCUCUCGACAUGGACACCUACUCGCACUACUCGGGGAGGACUGCCAGGUCCAAGCACGGCAUCUAUGCGAACACCAUGCACAACUACCAACUGUAGACGACGUAGUUUGAGCAUAUUCUAAUAGAUGGCGCUGGUUUACGUGCCUACUGAUAGCGCUGAAUUACUAUCCUGUUUGAAGUGUUCAUUAAUAGAUGGCGCUGUUGUACUAUCGCCUGUUCUAAGUCCUCAAUGAUAGAUGGCGCUGUAUGUCACAACGGUUAUUUAAAAAGUUUUAUCUACCAAAAUAUUCGAAUUUUCUAGGACACUAUUAUUCCUUAAUUAUUAUUAAUUUGUUCUAUAGGACAUUGAUUCUUUAUAUAGGACAUCUCUAUUAUUUUUAUUAAUAAAUAACUUAGCUAAGUUUCUUGUAGUUGCGACUUAUUCUUACCUGGUUUUAUUAUACGAAUAAAGAUAAUAUUUAAAUUGUAAGUAAUUAAAAAGGAUCUUUACUAUGUAUAAAAUUAAUUAUUAUUGUAAAUAGAUUUGAUAUUUUCUUAGUUUAAUGAUAUUAUAAAGUAAUAGCGUAAGACAUUAGAAUAGAAAAAGAAAAACCAAUUAUUGUACAACGAUGUAAUUUGUGCCUUGAAUAAGAAUUUAUAAUUUUUAUAUAAAGUUUACGAAAAUAGUAAGUACCAAUAAAGUUUUUACGUAACA
Messenger RNA from Bicyclus anynana (squinting bush brown), 1634 nucleotides. It is a transcript of the gene Tmhs, whose product is annotated as LHFPL tetraspan subfamily member 3 protein. Bases 195 to 1037 code for a protein of 280 amino acids. Gene Ontology annotation, cellular component: plasma membrane. The record is from RefSeq and is a predicted model, not a curated record. NCBI's taxonomy places the organism in Eukaryota, Metazoa, Arthropoda, Insecta, Lepidoptera, Nymphalidae. Gene Ontology annotation, biological process: sensory perception of sound. The transcript has 4 exons.